UACUAGCCGUUCCUCCUGUGCGCGUGGCGGCGCCCACGCUCUCUUUAUCGAGGCGCGAGCAGCUCAUUGAAUAUCCGUUUAGGGCACCGCAUUUUGUUAGCCCGUGAAGAUGCCGAAGUUUUACUGUGACUACUGCGACACAUACUUAACGCACGACUCGCCAUCUGUAAGAAAAACUCACUGUAGUGGACGCAAACACAAAGAAAAUGUAAAAGAUUAUUAUCAGAAAUGGAUGGAGGAGCAGGCACAGAGCUUGAUAGACAAAACAACUGCUGCUUUCCAGCAGGGAAAAAUUCCACCCACACCAUUCCCAGGCGCUGGUCCUCCAGGUGGAUCCCUGCUCCCUCAUCCCACUAUCAGUGGACCGCCUAGGCCAGGCAUGUUACCAGCUCCUCCCAUGGGUGGCCCUCCAAUGAUGCCCAUGAUGGGUCCUCCUCCACAUGGCAUGAUGCCUGGUGGUCCAGGCCCCGGUAUGCGGCCCCCUAUGGGUGGGCAUAUGCAAAUGAUGCCAGGCCCCCACAUGAUGCGACCACCUGCUCGGCCAAUGAUGCUCCCUGUUAGACCUGGCAUGGCACGACCAGAUCGAUAGAAAGAACUGUUGUGCCAUAAUUACCCUCCUCUUCUAAACAGAGACUCCGCCAACUGCAUACAUCGGCUUUUCCAUUGGUUUCAAUGGUUUUAGCUACUUUCAUUUAACGGGACUUGUAUUCUCUUUAACUUGGAUGUCCAUCUUUUUCUCCAGGCCAAUUGUUCAUAUUUGUUAAUUAAGAUACAAUAUAUGAUCCCUCCAAGCUGGAUAAGUUUUAGUGUUGGAACUUUUUUGUUUUAUUUAGGACAAAUUUCACAAUAAAAUUUAAAAACCUCA
Messenger RNA from Hemibagrus wyckioides, 865 nucleotides. It is a transcript of the gene snrpc, whose product is annotated as small nuclear ribonucleoprotein polypeptide C. Lineage: Eukaryota; Metazoa; Chordata; Actinopteri; Siluriformes; Bagridae. The coding region runs from base 110 to 589 and encodes 159 amino acids. The record is from RefSeq and is a predicted model, not a curated record. Gene Ontology annotation, cellular component: U1 snRNP; nucleus. Gene Ontology annotation, molecular function: pre-mRNA 5'-splice site binding; zinc ion binding. The transcript has 6 exons. Gene Ontology annotation, biological process: mRNA splicing, via spliceosome; mRNA 5'-splice site recognition; spliceosomal snRNP assembly.